Lactuca saligna is the source of this 663-nucleotide messenger RNA. The record is from the annotation of a GenBank genome assembly. NCBI's taxonomy places the organism in Eukaryota, Viridiplantae, Streptophyta, Magnoliopsida, Asterales, Asteraceae.
AUGGCUAAUCUCCCUGGGAUCAUCCCUUCUUCUGCCGAGUACCGAAAGUUGGAGGUCAUGUAUGGCUUAUCCUUCUUAGAAGGUGUGGAAUUUCCCUCUGCUGGCUCUAGCAUCUCUUCUCCCCCUGGAAAAAUUGUGGUUUUCCUAAAAACCCUAGAUGUUGGCAUACGAUUGCCUCUAACAGAUUUCCAAGAGGAGGUUCUUCAGAAGGACGGCUGUAGUCUUCAGAUGUUGACCCCUAAUGUUGUUAACAAAGUGGUUGCCUUCGAGAUGAUCUGUAGGGCCAAUGGGGCGACUGAACAGCCCGUUAUUCCCGAUUUGUCUUCCGUUCCUUCUCUAACUAUUUUGUGUGCUCCAUCCAAGCUUUUCUCGGCGAAGGAAUUCGACCCUCUUGGGUCGGUUAUGGCUUCCAAUGACAGUGGACCUGGUGAGGGCACUCGUGAGGAUGCUGCGAGUCGUGAAAUGGUGCUUGUGAAUGACAUUGGUGUGGGAGGAAAUGGUAAGGAUUGUGGUGCUAGUGGUGAUGGUCGGGUAGGUGCUGGAGGUGGCGGUGUUGAUGAGGUGGCAGAUGAUAGGGAAGUUUCUGAUGGGUUGGCUGGGAAAGCGAUUGCGGAUGAUGUUGUGGUUGGUGAUAAGUUUGCUGGUGAUGGUUCGAAGCCGUAA